Molecule: messenger RNA, 1288 nt
Organism: Sodiomyces alkalinus F11
Lineage: Eukaryota; Fungi; Ascomycota; Sordariomycetes; Glomerellales; Plectosphaerellaceae
Exons: 5
Coding region: 7-975 (322 amino acids)
Molecular function (GO): acyltransferase activity, transferring groups other than amino-acyl groups
Source: RefSeq, a predicted model, not a curated record
CUCGAGAUGGUCCAUGAAGCCUUCGUCUGUACCGCUGUGCCAGACGGCCUCAAUAAUUUGCUAACCUCGCAUCUCCCCGCCUCUCUCCCUCUCCUUCGCCGCCUCCAGUCUACCUCCUUUCCGGGAGGAAGCACCCCUUCCUCCCGUGUCCUAGUUGCCACCGAUGACCCCAUUCAGGGGAUCGGACAGCCAGGGUCCCCCGAACAAAAUCAUACAAUCUGCCGAACGCCAAGGCACUUCACGGCCGCGUACCUGGAUCUCUCCCGCGGACCCGAGACUAACAUGUGGAUCUACUCGACCCUGGAGGAUGCCCUGAACGACUCCGCUUCUCCUGCUCUCCCUCCCGACGAGGUGGCCUUGGCCGAAGCCCAGAUUCUCUCCGUCCUCCAUGGCGUGCGGCGCCUCGUCCAUGAGCACGACGCCCCACUUGCCUACCCAAGCGCCGUGCUCAUCGGUACCAUAAAUAACCAUGUGCGUCAAAUAAUUCGCGCCCGCGCUCCUGGAUUUUCUAUCACCGAAAGGGGUGACUAUGACAAGUUCCUCUUCCGAGUAGUUGAGCUGCCCUCUGCCGACGUUGCUCUGCCAGAGGGCAUGCGCUAUGGCAGGCCUACACUCGACAACUGCCAUGUUGUCAAGGCACGAACGCACAUUCCGCGAGAGGUAAAAACGCUUCUUGCCCUCUCGGGCAUGGUCAUCAGACUCCGAGACGGGACGCCGAUUGCGUGGGCGUUUCUCGCCCCUGAUGGCUCCUUGGCCAGCCUGCAUUGCGAGGAUCCAUACCGCCGCAGGGGCUUGGCCAGCGCAGUGGCGGUCAAGCUCUUACGCGAAAGAACGACGGAAUACGGCACCGACGGAUGGGGAUCAGCCGAUGUGGCCGCGGACAACGCAAGUAGCCAGGCCGUGUGUAGAAGCUUGAACGGCAAAUCUUCCUGGGUUGUGUCUUGGAUUUUGCUACACACUGAAGAAGAGAAGUGACGCGGAAUUUGGCUUCACUACCUGGCCUAUCGGAUCUAGGUCUCGUCUCCGUGGAAUUUAGCUCUCACCAGGGCGGAUUCAACACACUGGAGGGAGAUCGGAGAACGACCGAAUGUAUCCGAGUAAGAGUAAGACCAUGAUCAGAAACAAUAACAUGUCCUAGCUUAGCGUCGAUUGCCUACCUUACUGAAGUCUCUACCCGUCCGAGUGAGAUGCCAGUACUCCCCGUUAAUUAUGACAUAACUAGGACGCCGACGGCUGGGUAUGAUGUAAUCUUCAGAAGCUCCAUUGACAUGGAGUCUAACAACGGCAG